GUGGGUGGGGCUGAAAUUGUGCUGAUGUCAGCACUAAAGUUGUGCUGCAUGCUGGAGCUCUGGGCGUGUGCGUAGUGUGCUUCACUGGAAAACGUUAGCUAUAUACUACGGCGGAACACGCCCAAACUAGGCCAUGAGUUGUUCUAUCUCGUUCGACGGAGUACUGCCGUGCGCCAUGCGAGCCUCUGAGGCGGCCGUAUCGACCGCGACUGACGUAGUGAGCCGGUUGGGCGCCGAUAUCUCGGCCGGUCUGACGGCGGAGGAAGUAGAGAGGAGACGAAAGGCGUUCGGGAGAAACGAGUUCACCAUCAAGGAGGAGGAACCGCUGUCGAAAAAGUACCUGAACCAGUUCAAUGACCCUCUCAUACUUCUCCUACUGGCCUCAGCCAUCAUCAGCCUCAUUGCCCGGCAACUGGACGAUGCUUUCUCCAUCACUGUGGCAAUUGUGAUAGUGGUGACUGUUGCAUUUGUUCAGGAAUACAGGUCAGAGAGGUCACUGGAGGCGCUGAGUCAGCUCAUCCCUCCAAAAUGUCACUGUGUAAGGAGCGGGAUAAUGCAAGAGAUGCUAGCAGGGGACCUGGUUCCUGGUGACACUGUCAACAUAUCUCUGGGAGACAGGGUUCCGGCUGAUAUCAGACUCACCGAGGUGGUUGAUUUGGAGGUGGACGAGUCCAGCUUCACCGGAGAGACAAUCCCGUCACGCAAGAGCACGCUGCCCCAGUCUGCAGCUUGCAAAGGAGUGUCUCAACUAAAGAACAUUGCCUUCAUGGGUACAUUUGUCUGCAGCGGACACGGGAAGGGGGUAGUAAUAGGAGUUGGAGAGGACUCGGAGUUUGGGAGUGUAUUUCGGAUGAUGCAAAACGAAGAGAGCCCAAAGACUCCGCUGCAAAAGAGCAUGAGCACUCUCGGGAAGCAGCUGUCGUUCUACUCUCUCCUCAUCAUCGGAUGCAUCAUGUUGCUGGGCUGGUUGCAGGGAAGACAUCUCCUCGCCAUGUUCACCAUUGGAGUCAGCCUGGCAGUGGCAGCCAUUCCAGAGGGUCUGCCAAUCGUGGUGACCGUCACUCUUGCUCUGGGGGUUAUCAGAAUGGCUGGGAGACAUGCCAUAGUCAAGAGACUACCCAUCGUUGAAACCCUCGGUUGUGUGAAUGUGGUGUGUUCCGACAAGACGGGGACGCUCACGGAGAACAAGAUGGAGGUGACCCGGCUCUACACCGCGUCUCGUCAGAGAGCCAGUGUCGGUAAGACAGGGGCUGUCGAUUGCGAGGGCUGCGUCGUCUCUCCCUCCUCUCACCCCGACAUCGUCAAGAUGAUCGAGGUGGGGUGUGUCUGCAACAACGCCCAGUUGAGGGGGGGUCAGAUAAUCGGUCACCCCACGGAAGGGGCAAUGCUGGCGUUGGCACACAAACUGAACCUGUUUGGCCUGCGUGACCAGUUUGUCAGGACGGAGGAGCGGACGUUUAGCUCCGAGAAGAAGUGGAUGGGUGUCCUGGUCCGACCUCGAUCUCAUCAGGUCACAGAGCCGCCGUCCAAGAAUGAAGACUGGUACAUGAAGGGUGCACUGGACGUGGUGCUGCGUCACUGUACCACAAUAUCAGGAGGAGGCUUGCUGACUCCGUCUCUCCACGAACACUACAUGUCUGUCGCCAGCGAAUACGGCCACCAGGGACUCAGAGUGGUUGCCAUGGCAUACGGCCGUGACCUCAACGACCUCUCGUUUGCUGGACUAAUGGCAAUGUGGGACCCUCCGAGAGAGAACGUGAGAGAUGCGAUAGCCAACCUCCACUCCAGCGGUGUCAGUGUCAAGAUGAUUACUGGAGAUGCGAAAGAAACGGGCGAGGCCAUUGCUCUCUGUUUAUAGGAUGACAACUUUCACUGAUAAUUAAUCACUAGAAAAUAAAAUUUCCCAAAUAAGUUGUAUUUUUCAUAGAAUAUAUACAUGUCCAAUUGGGUGAAAUAGCCUCAGCCUUAACAAGAAUUCUCUGAUUUCUAAAGUAUGGGGCUUAUAUAAUAUGGGGCAGAACCAAGUGCCACUUAUAGAGCCGUAUCCUUUAUUCGGAGGGUCCUUUUCACUGUAUAUAAAAUUCUGUCUCUCCUCCCUCCAGCGGAGCAGCUGGGUCUGUGGAGUCCAGACAGUGUGUCUCUGUCGGGGGACGACCUUGAGACGCUGCCACCUCACCAGCUGACAGACUCCAUCGCUCACUGCUCCCUCUUCUACCGCGUGACUCCCAAACAUAAAGUCACCAUUGUCAAGUCUCUCCAGUCCCUGGGUAAGAUAGUGGCCAUGACGGGGGACGGAACGAACGACGCAGUGGCUCUCAAGAGGGCCGACAUUGGGGUUGCCAUGGGGCGAUCGGGGACCGACGUCUGCAGGGAGGCGGGAGACAUGAUUCUGACUGACGACAAUUUCUCCACCAUCACAGCUGCCAUUGAAGAAGGAAAAAUGAUUUACUACAACAUUCGCAACUUUGUCCGAUUUCAACUCAGCACGAGCAUAGCAGCUCUAAGUCUCAUAACACUCUCCACUAUGAUGGGACUUCCAAACCCACUCAAUGCCAUGCAGAUUCUCUGGAUCAACAUCAUCAUGGAUGGCCCUCCUGCACAGAGCCUGGGGGUGGAGCCGGUUGACGAGGACAUAAUGAAGAGACCUCCUCGAAAGGCCACGGACAGAAUGGUCACCCUCCCUCUCCUGUUCCAAAUAGUGACCACCUCACUCACCAUUGUUGCUGGGACUCUAUGGGUGUUCAGGAAAGAGAUGGAAGACAAGAUGAUCACUCCCAGGGACACAACCAUGACCUUCACUUGCUUUGUCUUCUUCGACAUGUUCAACGCCCUCUCCUGUCGCUCCAUGAGCAAGUCUCUCUUCUCCAUCGGUCUCUUCACCAACCGCAUGUUCCUCUACGCCGUGGGGGGCUCCAUCGUGGGUCAGCUACUGGUCAUCUAUUUCCCUCCUCUCCAAGCCGUCUUCCAGACAGAGGCACUGUCGGGAGGCGACCUUCUCUUUCUCGCAACUCUAGCCUCUUCCGUCCUCGUACUCGACGAGUUUAGAAAGAUGUUUGUUCGUAGGUUUUUCAAGAAGACGAGACCCAGAGAGCAUGGUUGUAGUGCUAUGGAUAUUGUGUGUACUAUCUGAUGGCAAUAAUUAUCAUGUUACUAUUCGACAAUUAUUAUCACAACUUAAGCUAGGUUCAUAAUAUGGCGCGUCCUGCCGAAGGUAGAAAUGGAGUCUAUCCUCGCGGUCGGCAACGCAGCACUGCGCGACGGGCCAAUGGGACAUAUUAUUGCGAAAUCCCGAUUAGAGG
This is a messenger RNA of Geodia barretti, 3299 nucleotides long. Lineage: Eukaryota; Metazoa; Porifera; Demospongiae; Tetractinellida; Geodiidae. The record is from the annotation of a GenBank genome assembly.